Pseudopipra pipra is the source of this 1036-nucleotide messenger RNA. It is a transcript of the gene RBM18, whose product is annotated as RNA binding motif protein 18. The coding region runs from base 16 to 582 and encodes 188 amino acids. Gene Ontology annotation, molecular function: RNA binding. The transcript is spliced from 5 exons. The record is from RefSeq and is a predicted model, not a curated record. Lineage: Eukaryota; Metazoa; Chordata; Aves; Passeriformes; Pipridae.
UGCUCCUUGCUGGUGAUGUUUGUGGGUGACUUCUUUUAUCCAGCAUCCUUAAAGGACUGCCUGCCUGUGGAAGGAGAUGGUAUUAGGAGUCUCCUGGGAGUGUUCUUAGCAGCUGGAAGGAGAUACCACCUUCUGAAACUCCUUCAGAAGUUUGGUAAAGUAAAGCAAUUUGACUUUCUCUUUCACAAGUCUGGUGCUCUGGAAGGACAGCCAAGGGGUUACUGUUUUGUGAACUUUGAAACCAAACAGGAAGCAGAGAAGGCGAUCCAGUGUCUCAAUGGGAAGCUGGCCCUUUCCAAGAAGCUGGUGGUGCGGUGGGCACACGCUCAGGUCAAGAGAUAUGAUCACAACAAAAACGAGAAGAUCCUUCCAAUCAGUCUGGAGCCGUCGUCCAGCACGGAGCCGCCCCAGUCCAACCUAAGUGUCAGUGCAAAAAUAAAGGCCAUUGAAGCCAAGCUGAAAAUGAUGGCAGAGAACCCCGACGCAGAAUAUCCCGCAGCACCCGUUUAUUCUUACUUCAAACCACCCGAUAAGAAAAGGACUACUCCUUACUCCAGAGCUGCCUGGAAAUCCAGAAGAUGAUGCUUUAGGAGGGAGUGAUGGUAGCAAGAAACACUGCUUUGUAUACGUGGAGUGCUCCAGUGCUUUUGUACUUUGUAGGGUGGGAAGGACACUGCCACCUGAGCAGGGCACGGCUGGCCAGCCACAGCCUGGCCCACCCGAGGGGCCGCAGCCCCUGCCAGAGCAGCUCACAGCUGAAGGCUGUUCAGAGAAGUAGGUUCCCCUCAAAGCCUCUGAUGAACACGCAGACAACCUCUCGUUAGCGUGCAUUCAUUAGCCAGAUUAGAAACAGUAACCAGCGUACGGAGCAAAGCACAUCCAAAAAUACUCCAUUUAACUGAUUACUUUUUAAGUAUUUUUGAACAAAAAGUAUUCCGGUUCAUGUUUUAAUGGAGGGGAAGCACUUGGUUUUGAUUAACGUGCUGUAGUUACCAUGGAAAACUUUUUCAUCUCAAUAAAACUCAUUUUAAAUAGA